AUGUCAAGACUAAUCAAGCUGCACCUGUUCAUUGUACUUCAGGCUUCAGUUACGGUAGUUUUUAUCUUCCUUCUACAUAAAAGAGAUUUACAACUAUAUCAGAAAUCACUAGAAAAUAAUAAAACUGAAUUAAAUCAAAACCAAUCCUCCAUCCUCAUCAUUUCAUCCUGGAGAUCAGGAUCAUCGUUCCUUGGUCAACUCUUCAAUAUUAACUCAAAUGUAUUCUACUUAAUGGAACCAGGCUGGCAUGUAUGGAAGAAUUUUCAGCACAGUAGUGCAAAUUCAUUGCAUGUUGAAGUCAGCAAGCUGUUGAAAUCACUCUUCCUAUGUAAUACAUCUGUCUUUGAUCCAUACAUCCAGCCUCUUAGCAGACUAAAUCGAAAUCUGUUUGGCUGGGCCCUCAGCCGUGCACUUUGUUCUCCCCCAGCUUGUGAUGCUUAUAAUUAUUCAGAAACGGACACUGAAGAGGCUUGCUCUAAGGCAUGUGGGAGUUACCCCUUGAGGAAUGUUGAGGAGGCCUGUCAAGCGCACACCCAUAUCAUUCUGAAAGAGGUUAGAAUACUCAGCUUAGAGCCACUGUAUAGUCUUCUGAAGGAUCCUGCUCUCAAUCUUAAGAUUAUUCAUUUAGUUCGUGAUCCUAGAGGUGUGUUCAGAUCCCGCAGUAAAGAACGUUCUGCCUUAAAUUUUGACAGCAAUAUCCUCUACAAUAACUUUAAGGAAAAAAGGAAUUUCCUUCAUUACUUUUCUGUAAAGAGGGAUUACAAACUGUUGGAGGAAAUCUGUAAAUCCCAGGUAAAUAUGUAUAAGCAAGCGACUCAGCAAAAUCACAGCUUCAUAAAAGGCCGUUACAAAAUGGUACGCUUUGAAGACUUGACAAAAGAUCCUUUGAAAGUUGUAAGUGACUUAUAUGAGUUUACAGACCUAACUUUAACCCCAAAACUUCACACUUGGAUCUAUAAUCUCACCCAUGGCACUGGAGAUGGAGGCAAAUAUGGGUCAUUUCAAGUUUCUCCGCGUGAUGCUGUUCAUGUUUCUGAGGCCUGGAAGACAGAACUUUCUAUUUUUACUAUCCAACAAAUUGAACAACAGUGUGCAGAAGCUAUACAAGUUUUUGGUUAUGACUUCUUUGUGUCCAAAAAUAAACAGAGGUUUUGA
Messenger RNA from Protopterus annectens (West African lungfish), 1155 nucleotides. RefSeq names its product carbohydrate sulfotransferase 5-like. Lineage: Eukaryota; Metazoa; Chordata; Ceratodontiformes; Protopteridae. The transcript has a single exon. Gene Ontology annotation, biological process: N-acetylglucosamine metabolic process; sulfur compound metabolic process. Gene Ontology annotation, molecular function: N-acetylglucosamine 6-O-sulfotransferase activity. Bases 1 to 1155 code for a protein of 384 amino acids. The record is from RefSeq and is a predicted model, not a curated record.